Equus quagga is the source of this 1553-nucleotide messenger RNA. RefSeq names its product T-cell-interacting, activating receptor on myeloid cells protein 1-like. Gene Ontology annotation, cellular component: plasma membrane. The record is from RefSeq and is a predicted model, not a curated record. Bases 82 to 1038 code for a protein of 318 amino acids. The transcript has 6 exons. NCBI's taxonomy places the organism in Eukaryota, Metazoa, Chordata, Mammalia, Perissodactyla, Equidae.
GUGAUGCUGUGACCAUUCUGGCUUUUCUCCCUCCUGUGGACUGCAAAACCGAAGGACCCUUGAACAGGUGGACAUGCUACUAUGAUCCCUAGACUCCUUUUCCUCCUCUGUUUCAGGCUGUGUGUUGGCCAAGGAGACAGGAGAAGAGAUGGCUCACUUCCCAAGCCCUCUCUCAGUGCCUGGCCUAGCUCGGUGGUACCGGCUAAAAGUAAUGUGACACUGCGAUGCAGGACUCCUACCAAGGGUGUAAACUUUGAUCUCAGAAAGGGAGGACACCUCAUUGAGUCCUCACAGUCACCUGAUUCUGCAGAGGGCCUGGCUGAAUUUCACCUCACUGAUCUGAAAAUCAGUCAUGCUGGAGAGUACACGUGUGAAUACUACAGAAGAGGGAGACCCUAUGUAAGUUCACAGCCCAGUGAUGUCCUUCUGCUGCUGGUGACAGGAAAUUUUCCUAAACCUUCCCUCCAAGCCCACCAAAGGGGUAAGGUGACUGAAGGAGAAAAGGUGACCCUGCAGUGCCAGAAGCCAGACUCUGAGACUGGGCCUAAAAUGUUUGCCCUACUGAAGGCAGGAAGUCCAAUGCCCAUCCUGCUCCAGGGUCCAGCAGAGCGGGAGACAAACUUCUCUCUUCAGAAUGUGACAGUCAAUGACACUGGGCAGUACAGCUGUGUCUACUACCAGACAACAGGUCCUUUCUGGGCCUCACAUCCCAGUGAUCACCUUGUGAUCUGGGUGACAGAUGCCACAUCAAGAGAUUACACCACGGGGAACCUCAUCCGACUGGGUCUGGGUGCCAUAAUUUUGGCUAUUAUGGGGGCUCUCUUGGUUGAAGCCUGGUGUAGCCAGAAGGAGUCUCAAAGUGGAUCCAGGUCCCACAACUGCUGGGGUGGGGAAGACAAGUGCUUGAUCAAGCUAGACCUGCUGAUUCUUAACAGUUCUGUGGAUCCUGCAUUCUCAGCUCUCUUGAGAGCCACUGCAAGGCAAGAGGAUGGCUUUCUUCUUCCUGUACUGUUCACCUGGGGCCAACAACAGGACUGAGCAUAAAGACUCACCUAACACGUUUUGAUGUGGAUGAUUGGAAAAAAUACUGAAAACUUCAGAGUCAGGCUGGGUGGCAUGUUUGGUUGAAGGGGCAAGAACCAUUCUUCCACUGAAAAGUGAAGAAAACAUUGCUUCCUGUAUAUUUAUUAUUGCUCCCCUCCAUUCUCACUGUUUUGUACUUUUGGACCAGCAAUUAGCCAUUGAAAUUUCUGUAUUUACCACAGAUGUCUUUUAAAUUUUAUUUCAUAUAUUCCCAACAUUUUACCUCAUUUUGGGAGAAUUCCACUGUAUUCCCUGGCAUCCAGUUCCGCCCAGUUAUAUCCAGUAUUUCUGGCACAGGUGUAAGAAGUCAUCCAUUAUAUUUUUACUUUCAAGAUCUGUGGUUGUUUCUUGUUAAUAAUCUUGGUUUUUUUUUCAUUAAUACUCAUUCUUAUUUUAGAACUAUUAUCUCCUCCAUUAUAGUUCAUGAGAUAUACUUAUGAAAACCAAGUUCUGAUUGUAAUAGAAAAGAU